Closterium sp. Naga37s-1 is the source of this 1179-nucleotide messenger RNA. Lineage: Eukaryota; Viridiplantae; Streptophyta; Zygnematophyceae; Desmidiales; Closteriaceae. The record is from the annotation of a GenBank genome assembly.
AUGGUGAUUGCCGGAGCGCCUGAGCCGUCGCCAGAGCGCGCUGCCGCCUGGUCGGCUGUCGUCGCCAAGCCUCCGUCGGGGCCCGAAAAGGCGACCAUGGCGACGAGACCCCCUGUAAUGCCAGCUUCGCGGCCCGUGACAACAGACGCUGAAAGGACUCCUCCCCCCGUACCCGCGGAUCCCCUUGGCGUGGGCGGGGCAGGCCCGUCUGCCCCUGUCGCUGCCCCGCCUGCUCCGGCUGUUGCUCCUGUUCUCCCCACCCUCCAUGUUGCGCCGAUGGGCUCCGCUCCUACUGGGGAGGGUGCUGGUCAUCCUGUUCCUGUUCUUGGCGCCCCCGUUCGCUUCUGUCCCCGCGACGUCUCUCGCCAAAGGAGGCGUCCGCCACCACUGGUGGCCCGAUCCCGAUGGUUGCGCCCCCAACGGUGGACCCGACUGCACCUGCUGUGCCGCCGACGACCCUGGAGGCGCAGCCGUCUCGUCCCCCGUCGCCGGACCGCCGUCAAUCUCGCCCCCAUUCUCCCGCGCCCCAGCAGGAGCGCGAGUCGUCGCGGCGCUGGCGCAACUCUCCCCGGCGCUACCAGCAACAGGCUCAGUGGCCUGCUCACCGCGGUGGUCGUGGUGGGUGGUGGGGACCCCGCGGACGUAGUGGAGUUUCCGCCAGUCCCGCCCGUGGCGGGAGUAGAGUUUGUGCCUGCGGGAGCAGGAGCGGCGACGGGGCAGUACCCUCCUCCCGUCGCGGGCGGCUUGGUCUCUCUUCCCGCCGCUGGCUCUCUUCCGUUUCUGGCGGAGGCACUUCAACCCCCGCAGGCCCGCGUUCUUGAGGCCGUUCUUGGCCAGUUGUUUCGUCUGGCUGAGAGCCUUCACGCCGUGCUGCUGAUUCAGGUGCUGGCACAUUCCUCGCUCCCCGCGAUUCCCCCUGACACUUUUGAGGAUCGGCCGCGUGAUGUGGGCCUGGACACGGCCGACCAGCUCGCGCAGCUCCUGGCACCCGUAUUGGCUGCGCCCUCGGAGGGUGGCGUUGCUGCUGCGGGACAGCUCGACAAUGCUGUCCGGGGCUUGAGGCGACACUUGCGCUCAGGUUCUGGAGCCGCUGCGAUCGGCGCAAGCACGCUUGUGGUCCGGGAGCUGUGGCGCUCUCUGACGGGCGUUCUUCACGCCCUUGGAGCUCACCGCAUGUAG